Molecule: messenger RNA, 2141 nt
Organism: Strongylocentrotus purpuratus (purple sea urchin)
Lineage: Eukaryota; Metazoa; Echinodermata; Echinoidea; Camarodonta; Strongylocentrotidae
Product: fibroblast growth factor receptor 1-like
Exons: 14
Coding region: 1-1836 (611 amino acids)
Biological process (GO): multicellular organism development; cell surface receptor protein tyrosine kinase signaling pathway; positive regulation of kinase activity
Cellular component (GO): signaling receptor complex
Molecular function (GO): ATP binding; transmembrane receptor protein tyrosine kinase activity
Source: RefSeq, a predicted model, not a curated record
AUGGAUGGUUUGACAGCAUUACAUGUUCUUACAGUCCUCGUGCUUGUUUAUGGAUCAAACCGUAUUAGUGGUGCAGAUAAGUACCUUAACUUUGAGUUGACAUCAUCAUCAGCAAGUGAAUCUGUGAUGAUGAUUGUGAAUGCAGAACUCGAGGAUGAUGGGAUGUAUAGAUGUGACAUUUCCACAGGGACGGAUGCUAGUAUAAUCAUUGUGGUAGAAGCUGCAUCUACUAAGACAUUGACUCUGACUAGUAUUGUGACAGACAAUGAGGAUAUGUACGUAGCUACAUGUGAUGCUGUUGGAGGCAAGCCACAAGAGACUAUUACAUGGACCCUCAAUGGAGUUCCACAGACUGAUGGCAAUGGGAACACGAUAGUUGAAUCAAACCCACCAGCUACAGCACCUUUCUCUAACACAAAGAGCGUGUUCACAUUUCCUGCAACUCCAGAGAAUAAUAGACAGACCUUGGUUUGUCAAGUCUCUGGGCAUCAGAUUACAGAGCUGAAUGGAGAUAAAUCUAUAGAUUUAGAUAUUCAUGCCUCCCCAUCCGAUGCCGGUACCACUGUCACUGCAGCUUAUGAAGCCCAGGGAACAAGCAUCACAGUGUCAUGUAGUGCCCUAAAUCAACCUAGCCCAGCCAUGAGAAACUACUACAUAUUCUUCAAGAGCACACUCAUACAUGAAUCUAUGGACGGGGGCAACACUGUCUCUGUUUCAGAUCCUGGGGCGGGUACAGAGUACACGUGUAUAGCUGGCAAUUACCUUGGAAAUACAACACUAAGUGCAGCAGUACCUUAUGGCCCAAGAAGUUUCGAAAAGUCGGAGAAAAUUGUUUCUGGAGAAGGAAGAAAUGUAUCCAAUGAGGAAAACGACAACAUGGCGUAUGAGAUGAUUCAGAGCGGAGAUAGAGCAUACACAUCUCUCAAACUCGGUCCAUCCCACUCUCCCAUCAUUGCUCCUGAAAACGUGACGUUCUUCACCAGACUCGGUUCAAUCGGACGCGGUGACUUCGGCGGGGUAUGGAAGGGAGAACUCCGCUCGAAUCAAAGCCAAGUAGACGUUGCUAUCAGGCAGAUUCCAGAUCAAGUGACCAAUUCAACCAACGUUCUUCAAGCUGUCAAGGUCCUUUCUGAGCUUCCGGAUCUACCUAAUAUUGUCAAGUGCCUCGGAUAUUGUCAAGAACAAGGUGGUAUUCUGUAUGAGUUCAUCCCUGGGGGUACCCUACUCACCCAUCUACAGACCACAGGGGUGCAGUCUCAACCCACAUAUGGCAAUCUCAAACCAAAGAGGGUUCGUAUCGAUGAAGGUAGUCUACUCAACCUGGCUUGGCAAAUUGCAAAAGGGAUGCAGUAUCUUGCAUCAAAGAAGAUCAUCCAUGGAACUCUCUGCGCUCACAAUGUGUUACUAGCUGAUAGAAAGCAAUGCAAGCUAUCAGAUUAUGGACUAUCUUCAUCACUGUUUAGCGGCAGAGGUAAACCAACAAGAUGGAGUUCGCCUGAAACCAUGGUUAUUGGUGAACAAUCAACAGAAGGAGAUAGCUGGUCUUUUGGUAUCGUCUUGUGGGAAAUUGUGACAUUAGGUGCGAGGCCAUACCCUAAAAUGACCUUUGACACUGUCCAAAAGGAAGUUGCCAAUGGUUACCAGAUGCCACGCCCUCGCCAUUGUGGACAAGAAGUGUAUGCGGUAAUGACUGGUUGUUGGGAGAAGGAAGCUACAAAUCGGAGUAACUUUGAUCAGAUCCUCAAGAAUUUGGAAAGGAUUCUAGAAAAGACUCAUAAUUACCUGUCUCUCAAUGACUUGGAUGAAGGAUUGUAUGCGUCUACACUGGACAUGUGAAAAUAAGCCUUGUUCGGAUUAUGCAGCCAUACUACAAUGCAGCUACAUCUUUUACGCUGUACGAUGGUCGCAUCCGAGCCAACUAAGCUACAGUAGCAUUAUGGGGACUAACUUGCGUUAAAUUUGGCCAAGAGUGCUGAAUCAGGAUAUCGGAAAUACAUGUAUUAAAUAUGCAUUCAGUAUAUGUAUAUUUCUUAUAUUUUUGUUCAAGGUCAUUUGGUAGAAAUAAAAGAAGAAUACAAAUUAAAAGAAGUAAUAUUUAAAAUAUCUAAAGGUGGAGCUAUUAACCGAAAAAUGAAAUUAUG